CUGCGGUCCCUAGUGAUCAGCAUUGCUAAGGAAGCUCGUCUCAAAGAGCAGGUUGUCAGCCGCUGUGGCGAGUUGCCAUGCACCACUCAGGUUUGCAAGUACAUAUCAGUUGAGGAAGCUACUGCAACUGCAGAUGAGGAAGUAAUGUCAGGUAACCUGCUGCAGGACCCGAUCGCUCCCACCGACUCGUCAUGUCAGCAUUACGUCUGUCGAGGCUGUAAGGGUCAGAGGAUGCAGCUGAAGCCCUCCUGUAGUUGGUGUAAGGACUAUUCCCGCUUUGAGGAAAACAGGCAGCUCUCUUUGCUUGUCCACCUUUACAGGGAGCUCUGUCUCUACAUCACUCAGUCGCCACUCGCCCCUCACAUAGCCAGCGCCGCCAGUGACUCGCCAGAUCUCCAGGCCAUCCUGAACGAGGGCCUGAAGUUGGCCGAGAGCGAGCCAGAGGCGGAGGACGUUCCGGAUUCAAUGGGGCUGUCGCAAACGGCCUCCACCUCCGACGUGGUCCAUCCCAACGAAGCUUCUCCUGCGAAGGAGCUCAAAGGAGAGGAGCUGAGCCCUCUGAGCGUUAACGGACUGCAUGAUUGUAACGGCCUGGUCAGUUCGGACUCUCUGCAACCCGUCAUCAUAGAAACAGGUGGCGGCGUUGCGAAGCAGGAAAGCUUCUCCACAGAGAUCCCCGUGUGUGUGAGCGUCACCGGGACUGGGGAGGCGGGGCUUUGUGACAUUAGCACCUUCGGGGAUGACCUGAAACAUGGCGGAGGGCCGUUGUUAUUGAGUGUUGAGGAGGUGCUCAGGACUCUGGAGACGGACACGGACCCUGACCCCACACCCGAGCCCACCCCCCAGCCAGACUGCCCUCCCUCUGUACCUCAGUCCAGCCUCAACGGGCCGCGCUGCCCGUCUGGGCUGGACUCCUCCCGUCUCAUCCCCUCUCUCCCCCCAGAGAACAGCCCUCGCCCCCUCCAGUCUCACCCGCAGCCCUCCUUGCAGCCUCCCCCUCAACCCUCCACAGUCAUCCCACGAGCCCCCCCUCGGUGCCACCGCAAGCGUUCCCGCUCAGAAAGCGACAGCGAGAAGGUGCAGCCUCUCCCCAUCUCCAGCCUCCUACGAGGGCCCCCCCACGGUGCCAACAGCUCCCCCCACCACCCCAACCCUGGUGCCACCACCAAACAGGAGCCUAAAUUUCCUGCAGUCUCGCCCCACCCUCACCUGGCCCCGGUGCCGAAUGGCGGCCCCCCUAAAGUGGGGAAGGCUGUGCUCGUCUCCAACAAGGCACUGAAAAAGACUGUGGAGCAUCAUGGGUCCACAAAGAAGGCUUAUACCAAAGCCAGGCAAGGGGCUCCAAAGCCUCGUGCACAGCCCCGUGACCGCUUGCCCCCUCACCCCCAUGCACACCCCCUGACACACCCACCCAGCCCCUCAAAGCCACUGUAUAAGAAGCCUGUGGAGAAGAAGGGCUGCAAGUGCGGCCGGGCCACACAGAACCCCUCCGUGUUGACCUGUAGGGGGCAGCGCUGCCCCUGCUACUCCAACCGCAAGGCGUGUCUGGACUGUAUCUGCCGCGGCUGCCAGAAUUCCUACAUGGCCAACGGGGAGAAGAAGCUAGAAGCCUUCGCCGUGCCAGAGAAAGCUCUGGAACAGACCCGACUCACGCUGGGAAUCAACCUCACCAGUAUCACGGCGGCGGCCCUCCGCAGCCCGGCCACCAGCUCCCCCGGCAACACCCUCCUCAACGUCACCGCGGCCACCGGGGCGCCCGUCACAGCCAGCUUCCUGUCGGGGGCGGGCCACGACAACAGGGGCUUUGACGAUUCACUGGAGAUGCGGUUUGACUGUUGAGGUUCCGCCCCUCCUCUGGUCAGUCGUAUCGCACAUUCCCCCGCCCCGCCCGCUGGGCGUUAUCCAUCGGGUCGUGCCAGGGACCUGCAGUAGGCGGAGCCAGAACAAGGCAGCUACAGUGACAGGCGGUAGUGAGGGUCACCAGCUGAAGAUGAGGGGUCGCCCUCCGUCCAUCGCCCGAAACUGCACCAUGCUUGUGGUCUUGCGUUCAGAUGCAGCGUGGAAGAGAAGAAGGAAAAGAAAGAGGAGAUGUAGCGUUACUGUAUGUGCAGAGAUUUCAUUUCAGUGAGGAUAGUUUCUGUUUUGUUCUCUACUAUGGGUAACGUGUAGAGCAUGUUGUGUAGUCGGGAGUGUGUGUGUGUGUGUGUGAGCGAGCGUGGAUGAGAGUGUGUGUGAGGGGAAUGCUUUGGUUUGGAGAUGAACAGUAUCAGCAGGAACAGAGACAUCAUCAUCAUCAGAGACGUGUAAUUUAUAUAAAGGAAAGAACUUUUUGUACAUGGACUUUAUCAGUUUCCAUUUGAGAAAAUGUUUUAUGAUAUAUUUUAUAAGUUCGAAUCGAUGGAGGCCGGCGCCGAGGCUGAGCUGCUUUCAACCGGAGCGUUUCCACACAGCUGACCGGUGAGAUCACGCGAGUCGUUAACGUUAAAAAUGUGAUGAUCCGAUUUAUCUUCAACUGACAAACAUGCUGUGAUGUCGCAGCGACUAAAAAUGCCUUUAAAUGUGUCGUCGAUGAACCAGCGCUGCAGACGGAAGAUGAAACUUCUCUGUGGUUCGUUGUUUAAAUAUGUCGCGGUUCUUGAAUGAAGCACUUUCCCCACUUUCUCACACCGACCACACAUUUUUAAAGCCGCCACGUUUCUCCCCCCCCCCCCCAAGUGUUUAAAACCUCCGGUUGAUCGCGGCCUCCUCGCACCGCGUCUCACGAGAUUUAGUUUUCUGAAAGCUACACUCAUGCUGCUAAACACCACAGAGGACUGAAGAAGGAGAGCGCACCUGUUCUCCUCGUCUUUUUGUUCAGUUUGAACGUUUUGUUAACAACAUUCGCAGUAUUUAUUGGAUGUCUCCUGACACGGUUGCCACGUGUUGGACUUCGCUUUCACCUACUCUGCCUGUCAAGUCUGUCGAUCCAGUUUGGACUGUCUCUGUCUCGGUUACGUUGCCGUCUUCUUCUUCUUAGUGUUAGUUCCUGGUGUCUCCAAACGAUUUUUGUUCUCCCUCGGGGCAUUUAAAUACCUGUAAUAUAACUGUAACAUAUUUCCACAAAAAAGAAAGAAAAUCAAAAACUUA
Molecule: messenger RNA, 3126 nt
Organism: Paralichthys olivaceus (Japanese flounder)
Lineage: Eukaryota; Metazoa; Chordata; Actinopteri; Pleuronectiformes; Paralichthyidae
Source: RefSeq, a predicted model, not a curated record